Fusarium poae is the source of this 609-nucleotide messenger RNA. RefSeq lists its product as uncharacterized. The coding region runs from base 1 to 609 and encodes 202 amino acids. NCBI's taxonomy places the organism in Eukaryota, Fungi, Ascomycota, Sordariomycetes, Hypocreales, Nectriaceae. The transcript has a single exon. The record is from RefSeq and is a predicted model, not a curated record.
AUGCCGACUGACGAACUUGGGUCCCCAAAGAUCAAGGGUAUCACUGAUUUGAUCUACCUGCCAUACAACCACCCAUAUUGGAAAGGUCAUCGGUCUAUCAGCGCCAAGUUCUGUUCCUCAAACGGAAGGCUCAGGGUCGAUGAGUUAUCAGUCCACAACCAGAGCCAACGGAAUGUUCAACGUGAAUUUCGAGAUGCAUAUGGACUCAGUUGUAUAAGUCUUUAUCUUGGGAUUAUUAUUCAGUCUGGCCCUACGAAACAAAUCGACUUGAUCAUCAUGUUCCCAACACAUUUCCUCGAUGAGACGUCAAUAUCAACUUCAGAUCUUGGACACAGGCCUUUCCGACUCGCCAAUGUUACGUUGAAUCAUGCAUUUCCCAUCGAUGUGCCUGGAGGGCACCUCGCCAAACUCUGCCCACCCAAGACACAGGUCACGAUCCGUGCUAUCCAACCCAUUCUAGGCGAGGUUGGUGAUCAUGAACAGAUCUUGCCAGCACCUGCGUCCAUUGUGGAUGAGUACAUCCACAACCCGAUGUCUUCCCGCCUAGUCCACUAUACGUUUUCCAAAAUCUUACGCGACACAUUUGAGAACAUGUAUACUAGUGGAUAG